Messenger RNA from Geodia barretti, 1975 nucleotides. The record is from the annotation of a GenBank genome assembly. NCBI's taxonomy places the organism in Eukaryota, Metazoa, Porifera, Demospongiae, Tetractinellida, Geodiidae.
GAUUCCGCCCUGCCACACGCGCAACACGCGCGGCCCGCGAGGUGUGCGCAGAGCCACACUUACAGCAGCCCAGAAAAGAAGAGAGCUUCGUUUUACUUGACACUUCUGAGUACCAGAUCGCAGGAACCAGAGGGAACUAUAGAAGCCUCUGUCCGGCCAGUUAACGUGUAUAAUCCAGGGAAAAUGUCGGCAAAACCAGCUCAGCUGAAGAAGAUGAACCUGAGCAAGCAGCCUCGGCUGCCGGGCCUCAAGACGCCUGGGUCUGCGACCACACCCACCCCAACGAAGCCCACAAACGGAGGAGAUCUAAUCAACUCUGCCUCUACUCCAACUCCCCCACCAGCUGCUUCCCAGCGAGCCCUCUCGAAUCCUGGCCUGGCUAUGGACGAACUAGUCAUCAAGGGAAAGAAGUACAGAUUUACUCCGGAUGAUCUGGAAGAACUGGGUCCACUGGGAGCUGGGAACUAUGGAACUGUGCUGAAGAUGAAUCACAAGGCGACGGGGACAGAGAUGGCCGUCAAGAAAAUCCCGGUCCCAGAGCUGCGUGUGAACCAAAAAGACAACAUUGUGGAGUUGGCAGUGGUCAUGGGAACUGGCACUUGUCCAGAUAUCGUUGAGUACUAUGGCUGUCUCAUCAGAGAGGGAGAUGUAUGGAUAUGCAUGGAGCUCCUGGACUCCAGCAUGGACAAGAUAUCCGACAGAGUAUACCAGCAACUUCAGUCCACCAUCCCCGAGGAGAUUCUUGGGAAGAUGACCGUCUCUGUUAUUCGGGCACUCAACUACCUCAAGACAGACAUGAAGAUCAUCCACAGAGAUGUCAAACCGUCCAACGUCCUUGUCAACUGCCUCGGGCAGUUCAAGUUGUGUGAUUUUGGUAUCGCCGGUCAACUUGUUGACUCCAUUGCCUUGACGAGGGACGUUGGCUGCCGGCCGUACAUGGCGCCUGAAAGGAUUGACCCCAGCACUGCCGGCAUUGGCUACACCAUCCAGUCCGACGUCUGGAGUUUUGGAAUCACACUGGUGGAGCUGGCUCUGGGCUCAUUCCCGUACGGGAAGUGGACGACGAUAUUUGAGCAGCUGAAUGCGGUGGUGAAUGGCCCCGCCCCCAACCUCCCGGAGAACGACAGAUACUCUCCCGAACUGAGGGAGUUUGGAGCUGCCUGUCUCAUGAAAACGGCCACAGAAAGACCAGACUACGAGAAGCUAAUGGAGUACGAGUUCUUCAAGAAGUACAUCACCGCAGAGGUUGGUGUGGCUACCUGGCUGAAAAACAUUGGCAUCAUCGAGUAGCCUAGCAGCGAGGGUGUGGCAUUUUAGGAGACAGUAAAAAAACUUCACAUGUGCACAUACAACACGGCAGGAGUCUAACUGUUGCAUCAUCGAAUGCCGAGUGUGCUAUUUUCCUCUCCUCUGCACCUCAAUUCACCUUUGUUCAUUUCAGCACGUUUUGUAAAAAAUAAUUGCACAAACACUUGAUUUAUUAUACUAACUGUGAUGUUUUGUUGUUUUUUCCUGAUAAACUGUUUAUUUCACACUUUCAAUAAAACCAGUCAAUGAACAUGGAAUAGAAACGGAAUAGAGACGAUAUGUUUUGACGGGGAGACCAUUUAUGGAGGUUAAAGGUCGAUUGGCCAGAAAGUCAUGAGAGGGAGAAAGAGUUGUUUGUUAGUUCUGUUCUCGCCAGCAGUUCCGCUCAUGGGAGGGGCUGGGCCUCCGAGAUAGGCCGGCAUUAUCUCCAAUCUGAUGACGUUAUCAAUGAGACCGUUGGAAUCUCCGUCCACCAUGACAGUGAGUGGCUCCUUCUUUGUCUCCAGAGUUAGGUGGUUAGUGUGGUAGUUGGUCUGCUCUGUCAGUCGAGACUGGAGGGAGGGGAGGCAGUGAAAGAGGGGUGGACGAAAGAGGGGUAGACAAAAGAGGGGUAGAGGGAAGAGGGGUAGAGGGAAGAGGGAAGAGGGGUGGACGAAAGAGGGGUAGA